Messenger RNA from Kluyveromyces lactis, 3735 nucleotides. RefSeq names its product sister chromatid cohesion factor PDS5 (gene PDS5). The transcript has a single exon. The record is from RefSeq and is a predicted model, not a curated record. Gene Ontology annotation, cellular component: nucleus; chromatin. Gene Ontology annotation, biological process: DNA repair; mitotic sister chromatid cohesion. The coding region runs from base 1 to 3735 and encodes 1244 amino acids. Lineage: Eukaryota; Fungi; Ascomycota; Saccharomycetes; Saccharomycetales; Saccharomycetaceae.
AUGCAGUCGUUAGAAUUCAAUAAAUCAAUCAUACCAAGUCUGGAGGACUCAUUCUCUUCUGCCGUGCAAAUCGAAAGACUAGGUGAGCUUCAUGAGGAGUUGGCAGGAUUAGAACAAGGGAAAGUAGAAUUGAACAGUCUUGAGAAAUACAAGAAUGCACUAAUUAAUAAGAAGUUGCUGAGACAUAAAGAUUCUGGGAUUAGAGCAUUAACUGCUUGUUGUCUUAGUGAUAUCAUGAGACUUAACGCACCAGAUGCCCCUUUUACUGAAACAGAGCUUUGCGACAUCUUCAGAUUGUUUCUAUCACAAUUUAGGCUGCUUAGAGAUCCUGAUAACGGAAAUUUUAUACAGCAAACCUACUUGAUUACUAGGCUCCUCGAAUGUAGAUCAAUUGUCUUAAUUACAGAUCUUCCUCCUUCUAAAAGGCUAGUGGAGGAGCUCUUUGAAGUAUUCUAUGAAAAAGUUGAAAGUCAGUUCCCCUCUAAACUAUGGAAAAUUAUAGGCGGUUUGCUAACAGAAGUCGUUUCUGAAUGUGAUACCUUAUCAAUGGACGUUUUAAGGCUAAUCUUCAAUGCAUUUUUAACACAUGAGUCAAGAGCAAAUAACACUUUAAAAGGUUUAGUGGUGGACAAAGAUCCAUCCUUCGAAUUUUCUUUGAUAAUAUGUGAAUCUGCUACAAAUAGACUUGGAAGACAUUUUUCAAAAUUUUACUCUGAGAUUCUGUAUGGAAUUACCAAUGAGAACGAAGGGAUUCACUCUGUUCUUGAUUCCUCUUACCGAACUUUAACGAAACUCCACAAAUUGACUUCUUACAUUUGGCAGUAUACACCAGAGUUAGUACAUUCAGUAAUCGGAUUUGUGUAUCAGGAACUUUGCUCUGAUAACGUGCCAUUGAGAUUAGCUGCAACUCAGUUGAUAACUGACAUUCUUUCGUUUCACUCCACUCUAAAUUUUGUCACCACCCAUGCAGACACUUUUCAAAUUUGGCUAUCCAAGAUGGCAGAUAUAAGCCCAAAAGUACGUGUACAAUGGGCGAAGUGUGUUCCGAAAAUCAUAGAAACUCGAUCCGACAUCUGUGAAGAGAUCGCUAAGGGAAUAUCGAAAACUUUCAUUGAUACUGACGAAACAGUUCGUUUACAAUCUAUAAGAUCUUUAGCGGCACUUUCAGCGAAAUUAGUGUGGGCCAGAUUACAAGUUGACACAAUUUUCAAAGAACUUCUUCAUUUAAUUAGAGACAAAUCGAAAGAAGUAAGGGCGGAAUGUAUUUCCUACGUAUGCCAUUUUUACGAUGAAACCUUAAAAGAAAAUCUUUACGGGAAACAUCAACAGGAAAGAAAUGCUAAACAACUCUGGGACGUUGUUAAUGAGAUCCCUACUAGCAUUUUUAAUUUGUACUAUAUCAAUGAUCUGAAUAUCAAUAUGCAAGUGGAUUUGGUAAUCUUCAACAAAGUUUUGAAUUUGGACCUUGAAGAAGAUGCUAAAUACAACAGAUUGAUACAAGUGGUGUCUUCUUUAAGUUUGAAGGCUCUUUCAUCUUUUUUCGCCUUUAACAAACGUCAAGUACAAAUCAAUAAGGCAAUGAAUUCACUUUUUGAAUUGAAGAAUGAAAAACUCGAUAAACUUAUCGAAUGGUUAGCUGCUACUGUUCCGAAGCAGCUCGAACCAGUGGCAAUCACUCAGAAGUUCCUUGAACUAAAUGAUUCAAGGAUAAAUCAUCUAAUCAAAGUAUCAAUUAAUCAGGAGACGGACUGUAUUACACUCAAAAACUCUUUGCAUGAAUUAAAGAUAAAAUUAGAAGAUCCGGAACUAUUUCGAAAGAAGGGCGUACGUUUUGGCACUAUCUUCAGCAGAGAGUCUUUCAACAAAGUGAUUUUGCUUCUCGUCUAUAGGGCCGCACCAUUAAUAUACAAUGUAUCGUGUAUCCCCUACCUUCUUAACAAUUAUAAGAGGGACCAAAACAGCACCCUUAAUAACGUUAUGACUCAGUUGAUUCAAAAUAUAUCUGAGAUCAAUCCCUUUUUAUUCAAAAGCCAAACAGCAUCAUUAAGCUCCUUGGUUAUACAAGACAAGGAUCGAUCAAAUAUUGGAAAGCAUGAACAAUUGAAAACUUUAUACAAAAUUUUCAAAGCUUUUCCUAGUGAAGUAAAUCUUGAGGAUGGAUACCUGCUAGAGAAAUUACAGAAUUUUGCAACAUCAGGCAAUAUCGCUGAAAGCAAGUAUGCUGUUAAAAUAAUAGCACUAAUUCCUGAUAGCGAAAAAAGACGGAAACUGUUAUCAUUCUUACGGAGUUCAGCGUUGCCACUAGAAUUUUCAAGCGAAUCACCUCACUUACUCUGCAAUAAUUUAUGUAUUCUAUCUCAGCUGUUCAAAGUUGAUUUCGAUCUACUCAAGAUUGAUUGCAAUGAGAUAACUACAUUUAUCCUCAAGGAUGUGCUAGUAACUAAUGAGUUCUUCAAUAAUCUCGUUGAAGAAGAAAAAUCAUCGGACUGGAUUACUGAUGAUGAUCUAUUGAAUGAACAACACUGGCCUAUCACAGCCAAAAUUUUAUGUUUGGAAGUAUUAACAAACAGAAUGUUAUCGGAAGCAAGAUCAGUUGAUACCGACAGUUCGCUUGAGACAGUCUUUCAUAAAAUAUUAAAACUCUUUUUGUAUUUCGUCUCCAAUGGCGGAGAAGUUAUCAAUGAAGAGAAUGAAAAGAGGUUCCCAACUCCGUUCGCGUAUCAGCGUAGAAUUCGGUGCCAUGCAGGUUUACAGAUUCUGAAACUAGCCAAAAUUGCUAAAUUCAACAAAUGGAUUGAAUCAAAAUAUAUAUUCAAACUUAUUAAUUUAGUUGAAGAUGAAAGCUUCCCUGUUAGACGCGAAUUCGUGACCAAGCUGAAAAACUAUAUUUCAAACGAAGAAAUAAGCAUCAAAUUCAUUCCAUUAGUGUUCUUUAUGCCGUUUGAGCCAGAUGCCAAAUUUAAAACUGAUACUAAAAUAUGGAUUAAUUUUACUUUUCAAAAGGAAACAGCACGAAGAGGAGCUAUAUUUGAAAGAAGCCUUCCAAGACUUCUCCACUGCAUUGCGCACCAUCCUGAUAUCGAAGAAAACCUUUAUGUGGAUGCUUCAGAAGACGAAUUCAUUACAUCUUGCAGCACUGCAAUUGAUUAUGUUCUUUUCUUUUUAGAUACUGUUUUAAAGCCCGAAAGUAUCAGCUUAUUGUAUUACCUAGCCGGUCGUAUAAAACAGUACAAAGACUUGUUAGAUGAGGCUCCAACAUGCAUUUACGUGAUAAGUGAAUUGGUUCAGAUGAUUUUGAAUGAAUUGAAACAAAUAAAAAAUUUGAAUCUCACCGUGUACCCUGGUAAACUCAACCUACCGAGUGAUCUUUACGUACCCUUCGAGAACAUGGAAUUAGCACAGGCAAAUACAUUCAAAACAUUCAUCAAAGAUGAUUACACUCAAGUUCUUGAGCAAAAGAUAAAGCUAAAAUGUAGUAAAAUGGUGCAUGGGUCAUCGACGACAACUAAGCAGCAAAAACAGCAGAGAAAGUUGACAAGUGAGUAUAAACAGCGCACCCCUUCAAAGAAAAGAAGACAUUAUAGCAGUGACAGCGGCGAUGACUCAGAUGGUGCACAUGAUAGAAGUAUUUACCCCAGCCCACUGAAAAGUAAUAGAGGUCCCCAAAGGAAAAGCACCCGUACUAAAACUGCCGUCGAUUAUAAUGAAGAUGAUGAGAACGAAGAGGUAAUGUAA